AAGGAGCAAGAGAGAAAGAGGCAGUCUGGCAUGAUGGUGGAUUUUCAGUAUAUCCUGCCCAAUGAUAUUGGCAUUUCGACGCUGGACUGCGCUGAAGCCUUCCAGCUGUUGUCGCCGGAGGAGAAGCUGUACGCCCACUACCUCUCGCGGGCCUGCUGGUACGGGGGGCUGGUGGUACUCUUGCAGACCUCGCCAGAAGCGCCCGCCGUCUACGCCCUCAUCUCCCGGAUCUUCCGAGCCCAGGACCCGGCACAGUUAGGGGAGGUGGCCCGCUCGAUCGGUCUCUCUGAUGAAGAAUACCAGGCGUUCCUGGUUUACGCUGCCGCCUUCUAUGCCAACAUGGGCAACUACAAGUCCUUCGGUGACACCAAAUUCAUCCCCAACCUCCCCAAGGAGAAGCUGAAACAGCUGGUGUGGGGCAGCCAAGCCUUCGCAGAAGACCCAGAGAAGAUGGAGGCGUUGUGGGGCCGCUGUGGGGAGCUCAUGUUCUCCCUGCAGCCCUUGCAAAGGCAUUUGGGGCUCAGUGGCGAGGGCAUCUCUACUUAUUUUUCCGCCAACUGCCGCACGGAAGAUGCCAAGCUGGCUCAGGAUUUUCUCGACUCCCAGAACAUCAGUGCUUACAACACGAGGCUUUUUAAGACGGAGGCAGAUGGCAAAACGAACUACGAGGUUCGCCUGGCUUCGGUGCUUCUAGACGAUUCCCAGCUUGAUACCGAGAUGACCGACAAGGCAAAAUGCUUCCAGUUUGGCGGCUGCGUGUUCACCGUGACGCUAGGCGAUUACUCCCCGCUACUGGAGAAAGUCGUGGAGAAUUUGCGGAAGGCCCAGAAACACGCUGCCAACCCCACCCAGGCCGAGAUGCUGGCCCACUACGUCACCAGCUUCACGCAGGGCUCCAUCACGGCCCACAAGGAAGGCUCCCGCUGCUGGAUUCGCGACAAGGGACCCAUCGUAGAGAGCUAUAUUGGUUUCAUUGAAAGCUAUCGAGAUCCCUACGGUUCCCGGGGGGAAUUUGAAGGAUUUGUGGCUGUUGUGAACAAGGCCAUGAGUGCGAAGUUUGCUCGGCUGGUGGCAGCAGCAGAGCGCCUCCUGGAGGAGCUGCCUUGGCCCCGGUCCUUCGAGAAAGACACGUUCCUCAAGCCCGACUUCACCUCGCUCGAUGUGCUGACCUUCUCCGGGAGCGGGAUUCCCGCCGGCAUCAACAUCCCAAAUUAUGACGACAUCCGCCAGACGGACGGCUUCAAGAACGUCUCGCUGGGUAACGUGCUAGCGGUGGCGUAUUCCACGCAGAAGGAGAAGCUGACAUUCCUGGCCGAGGAGGACAAGGAUCUGUACAUCAAAUGGAAAGGGCCGUCCUUUGAAGUGCAAGUGGGCCUCCACGAACUCCUGGGUCACGGCAGCGGCAAACUCUUUGUGCAGGAUGACUCAGGGGGCUUCAACUUUGACCAGAAGGCAGUGAUUAACCCGGAGACAGGAGAGCAGAUCCGGAGCUGGUACCGAGGUGGCGAGACCUGGGACAGCAAGUUUUCGAACGUGGCUUCGAGUUACGAGGAAUGCCGGGCGGAGUGCGUGGGGCUAUACCUCUGCCUGAACAAGGAGGUUUUGGGGAUCUUUGAAUUAAAAGGCGAAGACGCUGAGGAUGUGAUCUACAUUAACUGGCUGAACAUGGUGCGCGCUGGGCUGCUGGCCCUGGAGUUCUACACGCCAGAGUCCGGAACAUGGCGGCAGGCUCACAUGCAGGCCCGCUUUGUUAUCCUGAGGGUUCUCCUGGAGGCAGGCGGGGGGCUUGUGUCGCUACGCCAUACCACAGGGGCGGACGGCAAACCCGAUGCGGUCGUGUCGCUGGACCGCAGCAAGAUCGCCACCGUGGGGAAGCCUGCUCUGGAACGCUUCCUCCGCAAGCUACAGGUGCUGAAGUCCACAGCGGACGUGGCCGGAGGGCGAGCGCUCUACAACGCCUACUCAGCGGUGACGGAUGAAGAACCGGAGCACUUCCUCGCCUUGCGUCACACGGUGCUGUUGCGCAAAGAGGCCCGUAAGCUGUUUGUGCAAGCGAACACCCGCCUGGAAGGAGAGGACGUGGUCCUAGUGCAAUACGACAGCAGUGCAGCGGGGCUGGUCAGAUCCUUCCGCGACCGCUUCCCUGAAGAUGCUGAAGUGCUGGAGCAACAUCUGCUGGAGUUGGCACGCGCUGACGCUCACUUCUGGAAAAGCUGAGGCCGUGGUUCUGCCUGCCGCCACAUCGGAUCCCUCUUGCACCCCUCAAAUAACGGAAAUAACGGCACGGCCACAGGCCCAGCGGGAUACAGUCAGCGGUCCCUCUGCCCUGGGAGGGGCGGGGUGGGCGCUGCCCUCCCAUCGCACUAGGAAUCCAAU
Elgaria multicarinata webbii is the source of this 2376-nucleotide messenger RNA. It is a transcript of the gene DPP3, whose product is annotated as dipeptidyl peptidase 3. The record is from RefSeq and is a predicted model, not a curated record. Gene Ontology annotation, cellular component: cytoplasm. Gene Ontology annotation, biological process: proteolysis. The transcript has 18 exons. Bases 31 to 2217 code for a protein of 728 amino acids. Gene Ontology annotation, molecular function: dipeptidyl-peptidase activity; metalloexopeptidase activity. NCBI's taxonomy places the organism in Eukaryota, Metazoa, Chordata, Lepidosauria, Squamata, Anguidae.